Messenger RNA from Plenodomus lingam JN3, 228 nucleotides. Lineage: Eukaryota; Fungi; Ascomycota; Dothideomycetes; Pleosporales; Leptosphaeriaceae. The record is from RefSeq and is a predicted model, not a curated record.
AUGCAUCGGCAAACGCGCCGGCCAUUCAGGUGGCCAAGAAUCACGUAUUUUGUAUUGACCAUGGCCACGAUCCACCUCCAUCUCACGAUUGCAUCCCAUCGCAUCGCGCUCUACCUCAAGCUCAAGCCAAGUGGCAAGCAUUUUUCCUCGGCGUUCUGGAUCUCUGAUCAAUCCAUGUCCACUGGUGUGGACGGUGUUCCUGGCGCAUACAAGGCCUGUCAUGUGUGA